AUGCUACCUGACACUAAGCUGCACGGGAUUUUGGCUGCUGAAUUCACCCCUUCCGAUUCCUUAGGCUGGCGGCCGCAAUGGCUAACUCGCUACUCCAGCAUCUACAAGAACCGGGGAAUCGUUCAUUCAAAGGGUUAUACUAUUCGGCUUUCUAGAUCUCUACGCAACCCAAUCAUCAACGCUGCCACAAGUGAGAUUAUCUAG
Protopolystoma xenopodis is the source of this 204-nucleotide messenger RNA. Lineage: Eukaryota; Metazoa; Platyhelminthes; Monogenea; Polystomatidea; Polystomatidae. The record is from the annotation of a GenBank genome assembly.